Cladophialophora yegresii CBS 114405 is the source of this 666-nucleotide messenger RNA. RefSeq names its product polypeptide deformylase. Gene Ontology annotation, biological process: N-terminal protein amino acid modification; peptidyl-methionine modification. Gene Ontology annotation, molecular function: peptide deformylase activity. Lineage: Eukaryota; Fungi; Ascomycota; Eurotiomycetes; Chaetothyriales; Herpotrichiellaceae. The record is from RefSeq and is a predicted model, not a curated record. The transcript has a single exon. Gene Ontology annotation, cellular component: mitochondrion. Bases 1 to 666 code for a protein of 221 amino acids.
AUGACCAACACACCACCUCCAACGAAUGGCAAGAUCCGCCCCAUAAGUCGCUGGGGCACCCCGAUCCUGCAUCGUGCAGUGCGGGAAGUCGCUCCUGCUGACCUGGACACUCUCGACCUGGAGGCCCUGACCGCGGACAUGUUCACGACGAUGUUCGCUGCCGAUGGCGUCGGGCUGGCUGCCAACCAAAUCGGCGUGGAUUUGAAGGUGUUUGUGUACGACCUCACGGAUCUGAAGGGGCAGAGGAGCUGGGGCGUGGUUUGCAAUCCCGUGGUCGAGACGCGCGACGGACCGCGGGAGGGCCGUCGUCAUCAUGCGAAGGGUGAACAGCACCAGCACCAGCAGCAACAACAGCAGCAUCAGCAGCAGAGCAUGACCGAAGGGUGCCUCUCGUACCCGGGUGUCUCGGCCUCAGUGGCACGGGCCCGCGCAAUUACGGUGCGCGGAAUCGAUCAACGCGGCAAGGCUGUUGAGAUAGAUGCCGACGGGUUGCUGGCGCACAUUCUGCAGCACGAGACUGACCACCUCAACGGCGUUGUCUAUGGCGAUCAUGUCUCGUCGGAAGUGAGGCAGAGGAUGGACACCGAGUACAAAGAGCUAGAAAGCAAGCCGGCCUAUCCCGAGGACUGGCCUGUGACUAGGACGAAGCGUAGGUGGAUCAUCUAG